Molecule: messenger RNA, 1260 nt
Organism: Chondrus crispus (carragheen)
Lineage: Eukaryota; Rhodophyta; Florideophyceae; Gigartinales; Gigartinaceae
Product: Digalactosyldiacylglycerol synthase, family GT4
Exons: 1
Coding region: 1-1260 (419 amino acids)
Biological process (GO): galactolipid biosynthetic process
Cellular component (GO): chloroplast outer membrane
Molecular function (GO): digalactosyldiacylglycerol synthase activity
Source: RefSeq, a predicted model, not a curated record
AUGACCGGCACAAGCGUCAACCCUGCCUUGCGCGCCGUCUACCUCGCGAAGGACGGCCACCGCGUCACGCUCGUCGUCCCGUGGCUCCCCACCGUCCCAGAGCAGCGCCGCGUGUUCGCAAAGGGCUGCCCGACGUUUGAACGUCGCGAGGACCACGCAGCGUACAUUGAGCGCUGGGUGCGCGAGCAGGUCCCCACUGCGGUCGUGCGCGUCCUGUUUUAUGAGGGCGCGUACGCACACGACUUUGGUUCUAUUCUACCGGUCGGCGCCAUCACCGAUAUUUUCGCACCGAUGAACGUCGUCAAGGACGUUUGCAUUUUAGAGGAGCCUGAGCACUUGACUUGGCAUCAUUCGGGUACCGUGUGGACCGAGCUGUUUAAUAUUGUCGUCGGCAUCAUACAUACAAACUACGUCGAGUACGCCAACGGGUAUGGCUUUUUUGGGCCGCAACGUGCCAUGGCCCUCCUGUUUUUGAACGUCUGGGUUUGUAGAGGCUAUUGUCAUCGUGUCAUUAAGCUCUCAGAUGCAGUGCAACAGUUUCCGAAUAGUGUCACAUGCAACGUGCACGGCGUGCGGGACAAGUUCAUUCAUGCAGGACGGCACCGGAAGGGGGGCUUUGGGAAGGGCGCUUAUUUUAUGGGCAAGGUACUGUGGGCGAAGGGAUACCGCGAUCUGGUGGACAACAUGCUCUACCAUUACCGGGAGAAGGGCUACGCCUUGCGCAUUCACUUUUACGGCUCGGGGCCAGACGCUGCCAGUGUACAGGCGGAGAUCGAUGCCGAGCCGGCGCUGGCUGCUGUCGCCUUUGACCCCUGCGUAGCUGACCCUCUGGGCGCCAACUUGCGUCAGUACAAGGUCUUCGUCAAUGCCAGUCGCAGUGAUGUUGUUUGCACAGCAACAGCAGAGGCAUUGGCGAUGGGCAAGUUGGUCGUAUGUCUUAAACAUCCGAGCAACGAAUUUUUCUCAACCUUUCCCAACUGCAUCACGUACCGUACGCCGGCAGAGUUUUCGGACGUUGUCGAGGACGCGUUGCGCCGCGAACCGGCCCCGCUGUCAGAGCUCGAUGCAUAUCGGCUCACGUGGGAGGCGGCUACCGAGCGAUUGUAUGAUGCAGUGCGCCUUCCGUUGUCGAAGAGUAAGCCGAGCAAGGUGGGUAUCGCCUUGGCGAAUGUUCACGCAUCCCUUUCCAAGAUUUAUCCGCAGCCUGGUAAGGGAAUUCGGAUAGCAAAUUCCGCCUGCCUUCCAGCUGAUGCAAGAUGA